Dermatophagoides farinae (American house dust mite) is the source of this 779-nucleotide messenger RNA. NCBI's taxonomy places the organism in Eukaryota, Metazoa, Arthropoda, Arachnida, Sarcoptiformes, Pyroglyphidae. The record is from RefSeq and is a predicted model, not a curated record.
AUGGAUUUUCAAUCCGAAUUCACAAAUAAUGAUCCAAAUGGAUAUCAAACGAUUGGCAGACAAGUGGAAAUAGAUUCAAAUGAUAAUCAAAGAUUAAUCAUUGAAGAAUUGUUCGAAUCAACGAUGAAUGCAAUGGAAACGGUCCCAAACGUUCGGCGAACCAAAAAUCAAUGCCUUCAAACAUCAUCAUCAUCAUCAAUUUCGGCCACAAUCAAUCAAGCACCGACUAAAAGACGUUCAGAACGAUUAUCCACUAAGCGUUCAAACGAUGUUGUUGUUAAUGCUGCAAUCGAUGAUAAUCAGGAAUCAGAUCUCUCAGGUUCUACAACAGAUGAUGAUGAAGAUGAAGAUGAAUAUACAGCACCUAAAAAUCGAAAAAAAGCAACAACAAAACAAUCGUCGUCAUCAUUAUCAUGUCCAAAAUGUUCAUUUAAAUUUGAAUCUGAAGCAAUAUUAAAUAGCCAUUUAAAAACACAUGUUCCUGGACGUGAACAAAUAUGUGAAUUAUGUGGUAAUCUAUUCACUAGAAAAUCAGAUCUUGAUCGUCACAAUCGUACCGUACAUUCGGAUGUUAAACGAUUAUUUAAAUGUCAAUUUUGUAAUUAUGCCUGUUCGUUAGAAUUAUCAUUACAAAAAACAUAUACUUAUACAUUCAAACGAUCGUUUGUAUGGUUGUGAUCAUUGUGCCAAACGUUUCUAUCAGCGUCAUGAUCGUGAUCGUCAUAUGCAAACACAUACAAAUGAAAGACCAUAUUAUUGCAAAGAUUGUAAUAUAAAUU